Molecule: messenger RNA, 4297 nt
Organism: Medicago truncatula (barrel medic)
Lineage: Eukaryota; Viridiplantae; Streptophyta; Magnoliopsida; Fabales; Fabaceae
Product: PH, RCC1 and FYVE domains-containing protein 1
Exons: 9
Coding region: 470-3826 (1118 amino acids)
Molecular function (GO): metal ion binding
Source: RefSeq, a predicted model, not a curated record
UUACAAUCUCUCUUUCAUAACCUCUGUCUGUGUCUUUUCAUUUUCAUUUUAAUUUUUUUUCUGUCUUUUUUUGUUCCCUUCACCGGAGCUUCCUUUCCUCACCGGAAUUCUUCCUAUUCCCACCCCCUUUCCUCACCAACCCACACCCAACAACCCUUUAGCAAUACCCGGUUCAAAAUUCAUCUUUUUCACCAAUCCAAGUCAAUUUCAUGAACUGGGUUUGACUUGGAAUCAUCAACAAAGUUUCUCAAGUUUUGAUUUUUCCAAAAAAGAGUGAUUUUUCAACGUUUCAUUGUGUUCUAGAGAGAGAAAAAAAGUGGGUUUUGAUUUUUAGAGAGAGAGAGAGAGAGGUUUUGGUUGAAUGGUUGUGCAGAGAAGAAGAAGUGGUUGGAGUUGUUGUUUAUGAUGACCGGAGGUCCGGUUAGGGAUCGGAGACGGUGGCGGUGUUUCGGUGAAGAUUUUGCAUUGAAUGGCAGAUCUUGUUAACUUAGGGAAUGCUGCUGAUCGUAACAUUGAGCAAGCACUGAUUGCUUUGAAAAAGGGUGCUCAACUUCUUAAAUAUGGUCGUAAGGGAAAGCCAAAAUUUUGUCCAUUUAGACUCUCUCCUGAUGGAUCAUCUUUAAUCUGGAUUUCAAGUGGCGGUGAAAAAAAACUGAAGUUAUCUUCUGUCUCAAGAAUCAUUCCUGGACAAAGAACUGCUGUUUUCCAACGGUACCUGCGUCCUGAAAAGGAUUAUGUGUCUUUUUCACUUAUUUAUAAUAACGGAAAGCGGUCCCUUGAUUUGAUUUGCAAAGAUAAAGUUGAGGCAGAUGUGUGGAUUUCUGGUCUCAAAAAACUGAUAUCCUCAGGUCAAGGUGGUCGGUCCAAAAUUGAUGGAUGGAGUGAUGGUGGCCUCAAUCUUGAUGAUAGCAAAGAUUUAACAUCCAAUAGUCCAAGUGGAAGUUCAGCUAGUGCGUCACUAGACAUCAGUUCUCCUGACAUUUCUGUGAGUCUUCCAAGCACAUCACCGAACUCCUAUCGGCCUGACAAUACCUUGAAUUCCGAAAGAUCACAUGCACGAUCAGAGUCAACAAAUAUGCAAAUAAAAGGAUCUGGUACUGAUACUGUUCGUGUUAGUGUUUCAAGUGCUACAUCUAGUCAUGGAUCAGCACCAGAUGACUACGACGCUCUUGCGGAUGUGUAUAUAUGGGGGGAAAUUAUCUGCGAAAACAUCAAAGUUGGUGCAGAUAAAAGUGUCCAUUUCUGCCCAAGGGCAGAUGUUCUUCUCCCGAGACCACUGGAAUCAAAUGUAGUUUUAGACGUACAACAUAUAGCAUGUGGUGUUAGACAUGCUUCGUUAGUCACUAGGCAAGGUGAAGUUUUUACGUGGGGCGAGGAAUCAGGAGGACGUCUUGGCCAUGGUGUUGGGAAGAAUGUGGUUCAACCGCGUCUAGUUGAAGCGUUGACUUCUACAACUGUUGACUUUGUUGCAUGUGGGGAGUUUCAUUCCUGUGCUGUUACGAUGACCGGGGAACUAUAUACAUGGGGUGAUGGUACUCAUAAUGCUGGGUUGCUUGGUCAUGGCUCUAAUGCUAGUCAUUGGAUACCGAAGAGAAUUGGAGGUCCGUUAGAUGGGCUUCAAGUUUCCUUUGUUGCUUGCGGUCCAUGGCACACAGCCUUGAUUACUUCAACUGGGAAGCUGUUUACAUUCGGCGAUGGAACUUUCGGUGUCUUGGGACACGGAGAUAGGGAAAAUGUUUCAUAUCCUAGAGAAGUGGACUCAUUAUUAGGGUUGAGAACAAUAGCCGUUGCAUGUGGAGUGUGGCAUACUGCAGCUGUUGUAGAGGUUAUCGCAACACAAUCUAUUGCUAGUUUAUCAUCAGGUAAAUUGUUUACUUGGGGAGACGGAGACAAAAAUCGCCUCGGGCAUGGGGACAAGGAGUCACGGCUUAAUCCAACUUGCGUGCCUGCAAUUAUUGAUUACGAUUUUAAAAAAAUUGCUUGUGGACACAGUUUGACAGUAGGACUGACAACAACCGGUCGUGUUUUUACCAUGGGAAGUACUGUUUACGGUCAGCUCGGGAAUCCUCAGUCCGAUGGAAAGCUUCCGUGCUUGGUUGGUGAUAAGAUUGCGUUGGAAUCCGUUGAAGAAAUUUCUUGUGGUGCAUAUCAUGUGGCUGUUUUAACAUCCAAAAAUGAAGUUUAUACUUGGGGUAAAGGUUCAAAUGGGAGAUUAGGUCAUGGAGAUCUUGAAGAUAGAAAAACGCCAACUUUGGUUGAAGCGUUGAAGGAUCGACAUGUGAAAUAUAUUGCAUGUGCUUCAAAUUACUCUGCCGCCAUUUGCCUUCAUAAGUGGGUCUCUGGUGCUGAGCAGUCUCAGUGUUCUACUUGUAGGCAAGCAUUCGGUUUCACUCGAAAGCGGCACAAUUGUUAUAAUUGUGGGCUUGUGCACUGCCAUUCAUGCAGUUCAAAGAAAGCAUUAAGAGCAGCACUUGCUCCCAAUCCUGACAAGCACUACCGUGUGUGUGAUUCUUGUUACGCCAAAUUGAGCAAGGUUGCAGAAGCUAACAAUAGUAAUCGGAGGAAUGCUUUGCCGCGUCUUUCGGGUGAAAACAAGGACAGGUUAGACAAGUCUGAGCUAAGAGUGUCCAAGGCUCUUAUUCCUUCAAACAUGGAUUUGAUAAAGCAGCUAGAUAAUAAGGCAGCAAAACAAGGAAAGAAAUCCGAUACAUUCUCGCUUGCUCGCAACUCACAGACACCUUUGCUACAGCUGAAAGAUGUUGUCUUCGCCACUGCUGCUGAUCUGAGACGAACAACUCCAAGACCGGUGAUUGCACCGUCGGGAGUAAGUACUAGAUCCGCAUCCCCUUUCUCUAGAAGAUCAAGCCCUCCUCGUUCAGCUACGCCUAUUCCAACAAUGUCUGGUCUUUCGUUUUCCAAAAAUAUUGCUGAUAGUUUGAAGAAAACAAAUGAACUUUUGAAUAAAGAAGUGCAGAAGUUACAUGCUCAGGUCGAGAGCCUGAAAAACAAAUGUGAACGGCAAGAAUUAGAGGUUCAAAGGUCAGCAAAAAAGACUCAAGAAGCUAUAGCACUAGCUACCGAGGAGUCUACUAAAUGCAAAGCUGCAAAACAAGUUAUAAAGUCACUUACAGCUCAGCUCAAAGAUCUAGCUGAGAAGCUUCCACCUGAAGCUUAUGAUGCUGAGAACAUUAGACCAGCUUACCUACCAAAUGGUCUCGAGUCGAACGGCAUCCACUAUCCGGAUACAAAUGGGGAGCAGGACUUGAGGGCGGAAUCAAUCAGUGGCUCAAGUUUGGCCUCCAUAGGACUUGAAUCCUCUCUGUUCAACAGAACAGCCCGUGAUUUGCCUGGAGCCUAUGGAACUAAUCUCCACCAGCAAAUCCGGGGUGUCGUAACCUCUAACGGGACCAGUAAUCAUCCAGAUGUGAAAUUGCCGAGUGGGGGCAAUGUGAUUCAGCCAAGCAGUAGUAGCUUGUCGGAUAUUGUUGAAGGGAGGGAUUCUGGGAAUUUCCGUGAUGACGAGAGUGGUGUGAAAUCGACAAAUGCUGCAUUGGCUACUAGUAGUAAUAAUCAAGUUGAUGCAGAAUGGAUUGAACAGUAUGAACCUGGUGUCUAUAUAACACUGGUGGCCAUGCAUGAUGGAACAAGAGAUCUGAAACGAGUGCGAUUUAGCCGGAGGAGAUUUGGAGAGAACCAAGCCGAGAAUUGGUGGUCAGAGAACAAAGACAAGGUAUACGAAAAAUACAACGUUCGUAGCGUGGACAAGUCUUCUAGCCAAGGAGCGCAUAAGGCAGAGGGUGCUGGUUCUCCUGCUUCCCAAACAUAGGUAAAGUAGAGGAAGGAAACUUAUACAUUAACCCCUUUUAUCGCAACGAGGAAGUUGUAGAGAAGCACAGAUUAAUAUGAAGAAACCUUGAAUCCUUCCUCUUGCGUAAUUAUGUUCAAAGCUAUCAAAUUCGGAAGUCUGCAUAAACUCGUGGAGCUUCAAUUGAUAUUAGAUUCGACCCAGACUCGGACAAUUUUACUAGUUGACUUGAGUUUAACAAUCAUGGUUAUGUCUACCUAGUUUUCUUCUCAAUCUUAUUUAUUUUAGGCAGAUGCCAUUUAUAUAUUUGUUGUAGUGCAGUGUAUAUAAAAUAAAAUAACUAGUUCACAUAAUUUUGGUGCAGGAACCACCCCUACUUAUUUAACCUUUUUUAUUUUCUCUGCCUGUACAUUUUAUUGCCUUAUGAAUGUUCUAUGGAUUCAAAUGUAUACAUGAUGAUAGUUAUAUCAUUCAUUCAAUUUUUUCCCUAAA